AUGGCUCCCUCAACGCUCUUCCGUUCGGAAGAGAUGUCACUUAUACAACUGUAUAUUCCUGUUGAGGUCGCCCAACCCUGCGUCGCAGAAUUGGGUGAAAUCGGCAAGGUGCAGUUUAGAGAUUUGAAUCCCGAAGUCAAUGCCUUUCAACGAUCGUUUGUGUCUGAAAUUAGACGCCUGGACGAAAUGGAGCGCCUUUGUCGAUUCUUCAACACACAAAUCGAAAAGGCGGAUAUACCCAUGCGCCCUUUGACAGCUGCUGCUUACAGUUCACGUGCACGUUCUGCUCAAGAAGUCGAUGAUUUGGAGGAGAAGCUCAAGGAGCAUGAGAGUCGUAUCCUGCAAAUGAAUGGUUCCUAUGAAACACUUCAACGCCGCUAUCUUCAGUUGACUGAGCUGUGUCAUGUCUUGCGUGAAUCUGGUGGUUUCUUUGAACAGGCCGAGUCGAGACAAGAUACGAUUCGUAACUCUAUGGAUGAAGGUGAUGCAUCAACCCCGCUCUUGGAACAUGAUGUCGAACAACAAACACACCAAGAUGAUAUGAAUCGUCUCAACCUCGGCUAUGUCACCGGUGUCAUUUCACGUCAACGUAUGCAAACAUUUGAACGUGUCUUGUGGCGUUCGUUGCGUGGCAACCUUUACAUGAAUUCCGCCGAGAUUGAUGAACCUAUUGUGGACCCUGAUUCCGAUGAAGUGGUGGAAAAGAACGUCUUUGCCAUCUUUGCUCAUGGUCGUGAAAUCAUCAACAAGAUUCGCAAGAUCUCUCAAAGCUUGGGUGCUACCUUGUACAGCGUGGAUGAUUCAGCUGAUAAGCGUCGUGAUGCUUUGCUUGAUGUGACAUCGCGUAUCGAGGACUUGAACAAUGUCUUGUCCAAUACCAGCCAAACGCGUCGCACCGAGUUGCUCAAGAUUGCGGAGAACUUGACUUCAUGGACAACGGUUGUUCGCAAGGAAAAAGCCAUAUACCACACCAUGAACCUUUUCAACUAUGAUGUCAAUCGCAAAUGCUUGAUUGCAGAAGGCUGGUGUCCAAAGAAUGAUAUUCCUAUCAUCCAACACGCUCUCAAGAACGCUACGGAAUCAUCUGGCACCAACUUGCCUUCUAUCCUCACAGAAUUGGUCACCAAAAAGACCCCACCUACGUAUCAUCGUACAAACAAGUUCACGGAGGGCUUCCAAAAUGUCAUUGAUGCCUAUGGUAUUGCACGCUAUCGCGAAGUCAACCCUGGUCUUUUCACCAUCAUUUCCUUCCCUUUCUUGUUUGCCAUCAUGUUUGGUGAUGUUGGUCAUGGUUUCUUGAUGUUUUUGUUUGCAUUGUACAUGGUAAUCAACGAGAAGAAGCUUGCCAAUGUCAAGGAUGAGAUCUUUAGCAUGUUCUUUAGCGGUCGCUACAUGGUGCUUCUUAUGGGUCUCUUUUCUAUCUACGUGGGCUUCAUUUACAAUGACAUGUUUUCGCUUUCGUUGGAUCUCUUCAAAUCUGGCUUUGAUUGGCCCACUGAAUACAAUUCCACUGAUACUAUUGACGCCACUCCCAAUGGCGACGUGUAUCCAUUUGGCCUUGAUCCGUCAUGGCACGGAUCAGAGAACUUUUUGCUCUUCACCAACUCUUACAAGAUGAAGCAAGCCAUCAUCAUUGGUGUUAUCCAUAUGACCUUUGGUAUCUGCUUGCAAGUCUACAACCACGUCAACUUUAAGAACAAGAUGUUCAUUUGGCUCGAAUUUGUGCCCCAAAUUUUGUUCAUGUCUUCCAUCUUUGGCUAUCUCACAUUCUGUAUCUUGUACAAGUGGAGCGUUGACUGGUGGGCACUUGACGAUGAAGGCAAUCACAUUCACAACCCCCCUCCCAACUUGCUCAACAUGUUGAUUUACAUGUUCCUUUCACCUGGCAAUGUCAAUCCUGAGGACCAACUUUACCCUGGUCAGGGUCCCAUCCAAGCCGUUUUACUCUUGAUUGCAGUCGUUUGUGUCCCAUGGAUGUGGUUUGCCAAGCCUUAUUAUCUCAAGGUCCAACACAAUAAGCAUCGCUAUCACUCGGUUGCCGAAGAUGAAAACGUUGCCUAUGAUGAAGAGCAAAACGGCCAUGCUGGUGGCGGUUCAGCUGAUGCUGACGAUGAUGAAGAAGAGGAAGAGUUUGAAUUUUCUGAAGUGAUGAUUCACCAAACUAUUCAUACCAUUGAGUUUUGUCUCAACUGUAUCUCCAACACUGCUUCAUACCUCCGUCUUUGGGCCUUGUCCCUUGCUCACGCACAGCUGUCAAGCGUCUUGUGGGAUAUGACAUUCAAGAUCUGGUUCAGCUUUACCGGUCCAAUUGCCGUGAUUGGCAUCUUUGUUGGCUUUGCCAUGUGGUUUGUCCUUACUAUUUUCAUUUUGCUCGGCAUGGAGGGUCUUUCAGCAUUCUUGCACACCCUUCGUUUGCAUUGGGUCGAAUUUGAUGGCAAAUUCUAUAUGGCUGAUGGUUACAAAUUUGAGCCUUUCACAUUCAGUACUGUGUUGGAUGGCAAGAGCGAGUAA
Messenger RNA from Lichtheimia ornata, 2511 nucleotides. RefSeq lists its product as uncharacterized. Gene Ontology annotation, biological process: vacuolar acidification; proton transmembrane transport. Bases 1 to 2511 code for a protein of 836 amino acids. The record is from RefSeq and is a predicted model, not a curated record. The transcript is spliced from 13 exons. Lineage: Eukaryota; Fungi; Mucoromycota; Mucoromycetes; Mucorales; Lichtheimiaceae. Gene Ontology annotation, molecular function: ATPase binding; proton-transporting ATPase activity, rotational mechanism. Gene Ontology annotation, cellular component: vacuolar proton-transporting V-type ATPase complex; vacuolar proton-transporting V-type ATPase, V0 domain; fungal-type vacuole membrane.